AUGAAGCUCCUCGCUACCAUCACCUUCUUCAGCGCUUUGGCUGCAGCUGCGCCAGUCCUCGACGCACGCGCUACCACCACCGCGAAGACGUCCAGUGCUCUCAAGACCAGCAGCGCAGCGGCCGUCAUCAAGUCUAGCAGUGCAGUCGCAGUGGUGACUUCCAAGACUAGCAGCGCCUUGGUCGUGUCCAAAGCCAGCAGUACCCCAGUCGCCUCAAAAGCCAGCAGCGCAGCACCGGUGGUCUCGUCCAAAGCCAGCAGCGCAGCCGCCGUCUCGUCCAGGGCCAGCAGCGCAGCAGCCACCACGACCACUACCGCACCUCUGCUCGGUGUCAACGUCGGUGGCUCAUCCUCGCCCCUCCUGGGCGUCAAGCUCUCAUCCGCCACGGUGCUCGCUGUGGACGCCAGCUUGGGAGGUUCGUCAGCCAAAGCCUCUACAUCCACCAUCACCGCGGCACCCACUGCCGCUUCGGGUACCGCUCCCACCGCUCUGCCGUCCACCUUCUCUGCCCCCGUCCAGGGACAAGGCAAGCUCACGCUCGACAACCUCCCCGCUAUGCCAGGUGUGAUCGACAAGACCUUCUCUGGUGUUCUCGGUGCUGCUUAUGGCCUCAUGUCUGGCGCAUGCGACGCAUCCUACAGGUGCAACAUCACCGUAGCCGGUACGAUCCAGAACCUUCUUAUCGACGGCAGCAACUACGGUACCAACACCAGCGUGGUGGCAUGGUGCGAGAGCGGACGCUGCUACGGUACUGCCAGUGCGCCCGUGACCGCAACGGCUCCUUUCAUCAUCACCUGCGAUCAGCUCAGCGGCACGCAAGUUUGCUCCGCGACUAUCUCGGGCGCCGCAAACGCCAUCUUCCAGAAUGGAAAGUCGAUCGAACUCUGGGGCUGGGCUACACCCGCCGGAUACUGCCAGAAUGGUGUGUGCACUGCAUCUAUCACAGCUGUUGGCGACCCAAUGUACUGA
Alternaria viburni is the source of this 969-nucleotide messenger RNA. RefSeq lists its product as uncharacterized. NCBI's taxonomy places the organism in Eukaryota, Fungi, Ascomycota, Dothideomycetes, Pleosporales, Pleosporaceae. The transcript has 3 exons. The record is from RefSeq and is a predicted model, not a curated record. Bases 1 to 969 code for a protein of 322 amino acids.